This is a messenger RNA of Myiozetetes cayanensis, 9033 nucleotides long. RefSeq names its product tenascin R (gene TNR). Gene Ontology annotation, molecular function: protein binding. The coding region runs from base 217 to 4284 and encodes 1355 amino acids. The record is from RefSeq and is a predicted model, not a curated record. NCBI's taxonomy places the organism in Eukaryota, Metazoa, Chordata, Aves, Passeriformes, Tyrannidae. The transcript is spliced from 22 exons.
AGGCAGUCCCGGGGUCGCUCCUCGCGGCCGCAGCAGCCAGCGGGGCUGCCGGCGCCAGGCAGGGCGCCAGGCCGAGCCCGGGCACCCGCGGAGCGGGGCCGCCCCAAGCGCUUCCCGGCGGUGCCAGGAGGAGCCGGCCCGGCCCGGCCCGGCCCGGUCCUCCCCUCUCUCAGCUGACCCAGGCUGGCUUAGAAGGCUGUUCCCUCUCCUGGGAAAAUGGGGACUGAUAGUGAAAACCCAGUCCUGAGGAAUGUGCUCAUCAGCUUCAACUUGCUCCUGCUGGGCGCUGUCCUCAAGCCUUUUGAGUGCCGGCUGGAGGCGACGACAGAGCCGGCCGAGAGGACGGCGGUGGAUGAGGCGGGUGGCCUUGCCAACUGCAGCCCCCCCAUCAAAGAGCAGCCCAUGGUCUUCCACCACAUCUACAACAUCAACAUCCCGCUGGACAGCUGCUGCUCAUCCAUGUUCAAGUCUUCGGGCGAGGAGGUGAGUUCAGAAGACGACCGGCUGGCAGAGUACACGGAGCAGACCUCCGACAGCGAGAGCCAGGUCACCUUCACCCACAGGAUAAACAUGCCCAAGCAGGCCUGCAAGUGCUCCACCUCCCUCCCGUCCCUGCAGGAGCUGCUGAGCAGGAUUGAGAUGCUGGAGAGGGAGGUCUCCAUCCUCCGGGACCAAUGCACCUCCAAUUGCUGCCAAGAAAAUGCAGCCACAGGGCAGCUGGAUUACAUCCCGCAGUGCAGCGGCCACGGGAACUUCAGCCUGGAGUCGUGCAGCUGCGUGUGCAUGGAGGGCUGGGCGGGCAGCAACUGCUCCGAGCCGCUGUGCCCGCGGGGCUGCUCCAGCCGCGGCGUGUGCCUGGAGGGCCAGUGCAUCUGCGACAACGACUACGGGGGCGAGGACUGCUCCCAGCUCCGCUGCCCCGCCGGCUGCGGCUCCCGCGGGCUCUGCGUGGACGGAGAGUGUGUCUGUGAGGAGGGUUUCACCGGCGAGGACUGCUCGCAGCUGCGGUGCCCCCGCGACUGCUCGGGGCGGGGGUACUGCGUGAACGGCACGUGUGUGUGCCAGGAGGGCUUCGCCGGCGAGGACUGCGGGUGGCUGCACUGCCCCAACGCCUGCAGCGGCCGCGGGCUCUGCAGGGACGGGCUCUGCGUCUGCGAGGAAGGCUACGAAGGGCAGGACUGCUCAGCAGUGGCUCCUCCCGAGAACCUGCGAGUGACAGGGAUCAGCGACAGCUCCGUGGAGCUGGCGUGGGACAGCGCCGGGGCAGCCACCGAGUACGUGGUGUCGUACCAGCCGGCGGUGCCGGGGGGCUCCCAGCUCCAGCAGCGGGUGCCCGGGGACUGGAGCAGCAUCACCAUCACGGAUCUGGAGCCCGGCGUUGCCUACAAUGUCAGCAUCUACGCAGUCAUCAGCGAUGUCUUGAGCGUCCCUGUUACCUCCAGGGUGAUGACCAACCUCGCCACGCCGCAGGGGCUGAAGUUCAAGACCAUCACAGAGACGACAGCAGAGGUGCAGUGGGAGCCCUUCUCCUUCCCCUUCGACGGCUGGGAGAUCAGCUUCAUUCCCAAGAAUAACGAGGGUGGUGUGAUCGCUCAGCUCCCCAGCACUGUCACCACCUUCAACCAGACGGGGCUGAAGCCGGGGGAGGAGUACACUGUCACCGUGGUGGCCCUGAAGGAACAAGCCAGGAGCCCUCCCACCUCCGACAGCGUCUCAACCCUCAUCGACGGCCCGACGCAGAUCCUGGUGCGGGACGUCUCGGACACCGUGGCCUUCGUGGAGUGGACGCCGCCGCGCGCCAAGGUGGACGCCAUCCUGCUGAAGUACGGGCUGGCGGACGGGGAGGGCGGCAGGACCACCUUCCGCCUGCAGCCCCCCCUCAGCCAGUACUCCCUGCAGGCCCUGCGCCCCGGCGCCCGCUACCACCUCGCCGUCAGCGCCCUGCGGGGCGCCAACGAGAGCCGGCCAGCCCUCGCCCAGUUCACCACAGAGAUCGAUGCCCCCAAGAACCUGCGGGUGGGCUCGCGGACCCCCGCCAGCCUCGAGCUCGCCUGGGACAACAGCGAGGCCGAGGCCAGCAGCUACAGGGUGGUCUACAGCACCCUGGCCGGGGAGCACUACCACGAGGUCCUGGUGCCGCGAGACACCGGCCCCACCACCCGCGCCACCCUCGCAGAUCUGGUGCCGGGAACAGAGUACGGCAUCGGGAUUUCGGCCGUGAUGGACAGCCAGCAGAGCGUGCCAGCCACCAUGAACGCCAGGACUGAGCUUGACAGCCCCCGGGACCUCGUGGUGACAGCCUCCACAGAGACGUCCAUCUCGCUGGCCUGGACCAAAGCCACGGGUCCCAUCGACCACUACCGCGUCACCUUCACCCCUGCCUCAGGGAUGGCCUCGGAGGUGACGGUGUCCCGGGACGAGUCACAGCUCACCCUCUCAGAGCUGGAGCCCGGGACGGAGUACACCAUCUCCAUCAUCGCCGAGAGGGGACGGCAGCAGAGCCUGGAGGCCACCGUGGAUGCCUUCACAGGUGUUCGGCCCAUCACACAGCUCCACUUCUCCCAGCUGACGUCCUCCAGCGUCAACGUCACGUGGAGCGACCCGUCCCCACCUGCAGACCGCCUCAUCCUCACCUACAGCCCUCGGGACGCGGAGGAGGCGCAGCAGGUCACCCUGGAGGGCACCCGCCGGCAUGCCAGCCUGACGGGCCUGCAGCCCUCCACCGAGUACCUGGUGUCCCUGGUGGCCGUGCACGGCGCCGUCAGCUCCGAGCCUGUGGUGGGCUCCAUCACCACAGGGAUCGAUGCGCCCAAGGACCUCAGGGUGGGCAAUGUCACCCAGGAGUCCAUGAUGGUCUACUGGAGCCCUCCCAUCGCUGCCUUCGACCACUACAGAAUAUCCUACCGUGCUGCUGAAGGGAGGACAGACAGCACCACCCUCCCCAAGGAUGUCACCGAGCACGCCCUGCACCACCUGGAGCCCGCCACCAAGUACGAGAUCGGGGUGAAGAGCGUGCGGGGCCGGGAGGAGAGCGAGCUGACCUCCAUCACCGCCUACACAGCCAUGGAUGUCCCCUUGGGGGUCACAGCCACCAACAUCACCCCCACCGAGGCGCUGCUGCAGUGGAACCCGCCGCUGUCGGAGGUGGAGAGCUACGUCCUCAUCCUCACCCGCCGGGCAGUUGCAGGAGAAACAAUUCUCGUGGAUGGAGACAGCCAGGAGUACCAGCUGACCAACCUGCUGCCCAGUACCACGUACAUGGUCUCUAUGUACGCCACCAGCGGGCCCCUCACCAGCCAGACCAUCAGCACCAACUUCACAACUCUUUUGGAUCCUCCAACAAAUCUGACUGCCAGCGAAGUCACCCGACGGAGCGCCCUGCUCUCCUGGGUUCCUCCCGUGGGAGAGAUCGAGAACUACAUCAUGACCUACAGAUCUCCUGAUGGCAGCCGGAAGGAGCUGAUUGUGGAUGCCGAGGACACGUGGAUCCGCCUGGAGGGGCUGUCGGAGACCACGGAGUACACCGUGCGCCUGCAGGCUGCCCAAAACGCCGUGCGGAGCGGCGUCAUCUCCACCACCUUCACCACAGGAGGCCGUGUGUUUGCAAACCCCCAGGACUGUGCCCAGCACCUGAUGAACGGGGACACCCUGAGCGGCGUCUACACCAUCUCCAUCAACGGGGACCUGAGCCAGAGGGUGCCGGUGUUCUGCGACAUGACCACCGACGGAGGCGGCUGGAUUGUCUUCCAGCGGCGGCAGAACGGGCUGACCGAUUUCUUCCGGAAAUGGGCAGAUUACCGGGUUGGCUUCGGAAACUUGGAGGACGAGUUCUGGCUGGGCUUGGACAACAUCCACAAGAUCACGUCCCAGGGGCGCUAUGAGCUGCGCAUCGACAUGAGGGACGGUCAGGAAGCAGCCUACGCCUACUACGACAAGUUCUCCAUCGGCGACGCCCGCAGCCUGUACAAGCUGCGAAUCGGGGACUACAAUGGCACUUCAGGGGACUCCCUCACCUAUCACCAGGGCCGCCCCUUCUCCACCAAGGACAGGGACAACGACGUGGCCGUGACCAACUGUGCCAUGUCCUACAAAGGGGCCUGGUGGUACAAGAACUGCCACCGCACCAACCUCAACGGCAAGUACGGAGAGUCCCGGCACAGCCAGGGGAUUAACUGGUACCACUGGAAAGGCCACGAGUUCUCCAUCCCCUUUGUGGAAAUGAAGAUGCGACCUUACAACCACCGGAACAUCUCUGGGAGGAAGCGACGGUCCCUACAGCUCUGAGCCAGCUGAACCCCCUCCUGCCUCCCACCACCUGACCUUUUCUGUCAUUUGUUUGUAUUUUAUAAUAUGAAAAGGGAAAAAAAAAAAUUACUACUCGUCUGAGAUAGCAACCUGCCCCUCACAAAUGCUGGAGGGAACCACGGCACAAGGAGAGGCCGUGGGAAAGGGAAGACCUCAUUGCUUUGCAUCUGUCCCAGAGAAAUACCAAAUUUCCAGUCUCCCUAACCCAAUACUCUGACCCUUAACAUGAGAAGAAAGAGAAAGAGACAGAUUUUUUUGAUAUUUUUUUAAAAGACGUAGGAAUCCCCAGCAAACCCUGUUAGAACGUUUGUCGUAGGGCUUGUGGCAGGAACCUUUCCCACAGGGACCUUGGUGCAGCCACUUCCACCCCAGUCACGGCCAGGGGGGCCCAUCCUCUCCCUGCCUUUUGUCCCCUCCUGGCAGGGAGGUCCCAGGCUUUAUGCCAUCCUGUAGACACAACCCUUCCAGCAGGCAGAGGCCCAUCUCUCCCCUAUGGGCAGCCUCUGAACCCACGGAGACCAAGCGAGGAUGAGCAAACACAAAGCUCACCCCAUCCCCAGUUUUCACAGAUCCCACCCAGAGGGGCUUGGCAAAUAUCUGUAGAUGUAGGCAAACUCCAGAGAGUCCCCAGCUCAUGUGUUGGUCCCACCACAGCCAAAGUCAUCCUUGUGGGCAUGGGGUGUAGGGAAACAAGAGCUGCUCCACCAGCCCCAACACGCAUUAUCCACUCCUCUGAGCUGAAUUCAUCCUGCUCCAGGUGCACAUCAGCCUGGGUUAUGCUGAGCUUGAGGCAGAAGAAAGGACUUAAAUUAGAAGACUUGGGAGAAAAAUCAUUCCUUGUGGCCCCAAAGCUGAGGGCCCGUUUCCUCUGCUAUUUCUACAUUUCUGCCGUGCUCUCUCUCACCGAGGUCAUUGGUCCCAAACCAAAGGGUCUCAGAGAAGGAGCAGCAACCAAAAGAUACCACACAACCACAGCCCAGCCUGAAGCCAACAGCUGUCACAGCCAGGUGCUCCUGUUCAUGGACCUCCACGCACACAGGAAUGAUGACAACACAGCCAAGGGAAGAGAAGUGCAAGCUGAGGAAUUCACAUUCCCUUCCUUCUCCUACAGCAUCUCUCUUCUACACCAUCAGAAGAGGGACACAAAUCUCAGUGCCUUGGUAUCACCAUUUCUCUAACAGGGAAUCAACUGUUUCCCCUCCUGGAAGAAAGGCUUAGUCCUUUCAGAUUUUGGAGCACUUCAAGGCCCUUGGAAGAAUUGAUGAGUUCGCUCUUCCCAUCCUUCUCCUAUCUCAAGGAAGGUGGACCCUUCGGAUAGCUCUGGCUGUGCUCAGUUGUCACUGACACCACCUCCACAGAGCCCAAAUGGCCACCACGCUCAAGUCACCCCUCUGCCGAGGGCUCUGAUCAAUGCUGGGCAUUGUCACUGGCCUGGUCUGGGAGAGGGGACGCGUCCCCACGUCCAAGGACAAUGCAGCUGAUUGCUGGGUUGGCAGCCAGGGCAGCAUUACAAAUGCUGAACACUGCGUUUUCUUUUUAUCACACUGAAGCUGCUUUGUCUCAAGAACAUCUUCCAGAUGGCAACAUAAAGGCAUCUUUGCAGUAGCUUAUAAAUUCAGGCCAGUGUCUCUUUCACGGCCACGCUCCUGGAUGUUCUGACGUUACUCACCACGGCUGCAGAGCUGAAGAGGGGCAUUAAGUGGGGAGUGCAGCCUCCUUGGCCGUGCCACGUCCUGGCACAUGGAGUCACAGCUAACCCCAAGGUCAGGACUAGAUACAGGGCCCAGCCCUUCACAUGGCCAGCUUACAAACUGCAGCCUGACCUGCAGAGAGGAUGCUGCAGCUCAGCAACAUCUCAUAUGUAAAUGAGGCAUCUCUUCUUACUUCCCAUCAGCAUCAAAUCAGACAAGAAGUGAAGCAGUUGAUGAACAGGUCAGUCAGAGGCUGCAGAUGAUGGGAUCUCUCGCAGGACAUGGCCAGUGUCACAGAUGGCAGCAUGUCACACAUCCUGAGCACCCAGCCCUAUUUUAAAGUCCCAAGAACCAACAAAAAGCAGCAGAUGGAACAGAUUAAAAACUAAGAAGCCUCUUAGUAGACCGGCAGAGCAAUUUUUCCCAACACCAUCAAGAAUUUAUAGGCAAGAAGUGUCCUAAGAAAGGCUGUAUGGUGCAGUGGUUACAACUAGGAGCAGAGAUUGGCAUUCACCACCUGGUCUGGAUGAUGCUGUUUACUUACCUACCCAGGUGGAAGGAAAAGACAUGAGUGGAAACAUUUGCGGCUCAUCAUUCAUAACCAAGCUGAAGGCAAGAAACCUCUCUUCUCAAAAGUAUGACUCAAACAGAAAAUCAAAGCACAGCAAGCUUUUCCAGGAGGUUCAAAAGGACAUCCUCAAAAAGGCUGAUUAUUCUCUACACAGGUUUACUGACAUAUAUCUCUCCCUCCUUCCUUGUGUCUGUCAUCCCUUUUACAAGUCCUGUAACCAGGAUGAGUUGGCCCAGUUGACCCAGCUCCACAGCUGAGUAUGAAGGACGCUCUUGGGGACAAUAUCCAACCUUCCAAUGCCAUUAUAUGUAAGUGCUGGUCCCUGACCUCACACAUGAUUCCAGGGUGUUGUCUUUCCAUUAUCUUGGUGAAACACAGAAAAUCUUUUAAAGGAAAGACUUCUACAGGUCAUGGUUUUCUUCUGGUGAUAACCCCACCCAAGGCCAGGCACACAAUCAGCAACAACAACCCGGUCAUUUGGGCCAUUGUCCCUUGUUCACAUUGUCCACAAACAAGAUACAAUUUUCCAGAAAUUAAUUUUUCUGCACUACCUAAUGAAUAUUUUUUUUUUCCUUUUGGACAAAGCUCUGACAGCAAUUUCAAGCAGAUUUGUGCUUAGUGUUGAUGUUGCAGAAGGGCAGGUGAUUAACUACAGUUUCUCCUCACUCUCCAUCACUCUUUCUCUGAAUUUGUUCUCCAACCAGACAAGUCUGGCCCUGAAAUUCCCAGAAACCAAGCCUGGAUCCUGUGCAGUGCUCAUCUUGAGAGACCUCGGCUCCAGCACGUGAACCAUCAGCGGGCUCUGGUGGCUCUGCUGUUCCAUCCUGGGCUCGGGUGGCCCAGGCUUGUCCCAGAGCCCAGAAAGGAACCCGAAGCUGUCACCCAAACCACUCAAUCCACUGCGAGAUGCCACCUCACACAACAGGGGGCAGGAAGAAGCACAUCAGGUCCUGCACACAGCAGAACACCACGUGCAUCCAGGACCCUCUCAGCUCUUAUUUCUAACCCCAAAAUCCUGGAAGGAAACACCAAGGGACUUUCUCAUCUCUUGCCCAGUUUUCAUUUCCCUCUGUUUCCCUUCUCCAAGCCCACCUUCCCAAUGCACACUGCACUAAAACAUAACCAAAGAAAAAAAAAUAAAUGUCCUGAAAGGAAAAGCUGCUUUUAGCAAAGUGAUCCUCAAGGCAGCAAUUUAUAAACUAAUAAUUUUGAGGAGAGAGGCCAUGCUUUCCUCAAGGUUAGGUAGGUUUUGGCAGGAGGAUACUGGAAGAACAUGUACACAAAGGUUGGGGAGAAGCCUUUGCUUCUACUCCUUAUCUCUGCAGUACUUUACCAUGGGCAUCUCAAAGCAUAGUACCAGAUUAAAUGCACCCUUGCCCCAACCCUCUCCCUCCUUCCCAAAGUGAUGCUUACCCCAGGUGAAGUGCCAGGGUGUGGAAAGCACAGCGCAUGCCACCUUCAUCCCCAGUGGUGUGGCAGGUGAGGGCUCAGCCAGUGAUGUCCCCGUGCCCACAACAGACUCAGAGUGACCUGUCAAAAUACAGCAGGAGCCAAAACACCUGCCUGGUGCAUCACCACAGCAGCACAUGCCCUCAUCCCAACCCAGAGCUGCCCUCCUGGUGUGUCCCCAUCGUUGCACCUCGAGGUGAUGACACAUCCCCUGCCUGCCCUGUGCCCCCCAGAAACACCCACAAGUUUUGACUUUACCAGACACUGCCAGCAAAGAGCUCUCACCCCAAAAAACCCCCUUUAAUUCAUGCUUACACCUGCUAACAAAGGGCUCUGUCCUGGGGCCAAGCAAGAAGCCCAUCCCUGUUCCUGCAAACCAAGCACCCUGGGAUGGCCUUAAAACCAGCUGAACCCUCUGGGAACCACCAGCACCCUCCAGGGUCACCUUGCCCCUUCCUUAUUAAACCCUGAUGGUGGUGGCAGCUCCUUGCCCCUUCCAGAGGGGGGGUUUGGGGGAAGGGGAAGAGAAAGGCCCUUCCCUGGGGAGACCCUGAUGCCCAGACCCACCUUAAUACCCUGCCUGCAGCUCUCAAGAUGUCAGUGGCUUCUCAGAAAGAGGGGGACACAAAGACCUAAACAAACAAACAAACAAGCAGCCCCCUGUGUAACCCUGGAAAUGCAUUUAAGAUAUUAAAAAAAAAUUAAAACCAUAAAUACGGAGGGAGAACGGAGGCAACGAAAUGCCUUGGACAGGUUCUGCUGAACUCAAACACAAACCAAUGCAACCAAAUGAGGGGGAAGAGGAAAGCAAAGAAAUGCAGAAAUAAAAUAAAUAAUAUAAAUAAAUAAUAUAUUAAACAACCCUCCCCACCCUGUAAUGAGAACGUAGCUCGGAGAAUGGGAUCGACGCUUGUUAACCAUUGUUAACUAGUAUUUUUAGUCCUGACCGCUCUUAGGCUAUGUAUAGUUCCUUUUUUUAAUGCAUUUUCUAUACAUUAAUAAAAGAUACUGAAGGAG